This is a messenger RNA of Haplochromis burtoni (Burton's mouthbrooder), 3737 nucleotides long. It is a transcript of the gene mccc1, whose product is annotated as methylcrotonyl-CoA carboxylase subunit. NCBI's taxonomy places the organism in Eukaryota, Metazoa, Chordata, Actinopteri, Cichliformes, Cichlidae. Bases 224 to 2371 code for a protein of 715 amino acids. The record is from RefSeq and is a predicted model, not a curated record. The transcript has 19 exons. Gene Ontology annotation, cellular component: mitochondrion. Gene Ontology annotation, molecular function: ATP binding; metal ion binding; methylcrotonoyl-CoA carboxylase activity.
CGCCUCCUUAUCCUUCCCGUCUAAUUGGCUGUCGCCCCUACGAGUCCUUGGAGAGGUCAAAAAAAAUGAUAACGAAAUUUACCGGAGAGUCGCUGUGGUUUUUGAGAUAUACAGUUAUUCGAUCACAUUUCUCUUGUUGGCUUAUCCAGUCCAGCACCGAGACCUUUUUUUUUCAGGUGCUCAUUCAGCUAGCUAGCACAGCUAGCCUCAGCAGCUGGUGGCUAUGGCUGCAGUUAUUUUAAGUUUCCCAACUCUGCAGGGCCUGCGGAUAUUCACGCAGAAGCUGUCAUGGAGCACGAGAGGCGUGAGGCUUGUUUCAGGAGGGGUGAGAAGGAUAGAAAAGGUGCUGAUUGCCAAUCGAGGAGAGAUUGCAUGCCGUGUGAUGCGUUCAGCCAAGAAGAUGGGUGUACGCUCAGUGGCGGUGUACAGUGAUGCAGACACACACUCCAUGCAUGUAGCUAUGGCAGAUGAAGCCUACCAUAUUGGCCCUGCACCCUCCCAGCAGAGUUACCUCUCUAUGGACAAAGUUUUGGAAGUGGCCAAAAAAUCUGGAUCACACGCGGUCCAUCCUGGCUAUGGUUUUUUGUCAGAAAACACAGAGUUUGCUGAGGCAUGUAAACAGGAAGGAAUCAUCUUUAUUGGGCCUCCCUCAUCUGCCAUCAGAGAUAUGGGCAUUAAAAGCACAUCCAAGCAUAUCAUGUCAGCUGCUGGAGUGCCAAUUAUAGGUGGCUACCAUGGAGAGGACCAAUCUAAUGAGAAGUUGCAGGCAGAGGCUGUCCAGAUUGGAUACCCUGUGAUGAUCAAAGCAGUUCGUGGAGGAGGGGGGAAGGGCAUGCGUAUUGCACGCUCAGACUCUGACUUCUUGGAGCAGUUGGAGUCAGCACGGCGGGAAGCCAGAAAAUCCUUCAAUGAUGAUGUCAUGCUGAUCGAGAAGUUCGUGGAGGACCCCAGACAUGUGGAGGUCCAGGUGUUUGGGGACAUGCAUGGCAAUGCCGUCUAUCUGUUUGAGAGGGACUGCAGCGUUCAAAGGAGACAUCAGAAGAUCAUAGAGGAAGCACCAGGGCCUGGUAUAAGCCCUGAAGUGAGGAGAAAACUCGGAGAAGCAGCGGUUAGAGCAGCCAAGGCUGUCAACUAUGUUGGAGCAGGUACGGUGGAGUUCAUUAUGGAUGCCCAGCACAACUUUUAUUUCAUGGAGAUGAACACCAGGUUGCAGGUGGAGCAUCCUGUCUCUGAGAUGAUCACUGGAACUGACCUGGUGGAGUGGCAGCUCAGGGUGGCAGCAGGGGAGCGCUUGCCUCUCCUUCAGGAAGACAUAAUGCUAAGGGGACACUCAUUUGAGGCUCGUAUCUAUGCUGAAGACCCAAAUAAUGACUUCCUUCCUGGGGCGGGGCCUCUGCUGCAUCUCUCCACUCCCCCACCAGACCAACAUACACGUAUAGAGACUGGCGUCAGAGAAGGGGACGAGGUCUCGGCACAUUAUGACCCAAUGAUUGCCAAGUUGGUGGUGUGGGGAGAGGACCGAUCUGCUGCCUUAAAAAAGCUGCGGUAUUGUUUACGACAGUACAAUAUAGUAGGACUAAACACCAACAUAGAUUUCCUGCUGAAUCUUUCGGGCCACCCAGAGUUCGAGGCUGGAAAUGUGAGCACUAGCUUCAUCCCCCAGCACUACGCUGAGCUCUUCCCCACUCCGAAAGCACCUUCUGGGGCAACAAUCUGUCAGGCAGCCCUCGGCCUGAUACUACAGGAGAGGAACCACACACUGGGAUUCACCCAGAGCUCCACUGAUCCUUUCUCCCCAUUUGGCUCUAGCUGUGGUUGGAGAAACAACAUCCUGUUUAACAGAAAUGUGACACUACAGGUGGGAGAUAAAAAAGUUGAUGUGGUCAUCAUGUACAACCAGGAUGGGAGCUACAGUAUGCAGAUUGGUGACGAGGUGAAUCACGUCACAGGGGAGGUGGAGAUGGAAGGCGGGGCAUCGUUCCUGCACUGUACUGUCAAUGGCGUCGAGUCCCGCCCUAAACUUGUGAUCCUGGACAACACGGUGCACCUGUUCUCCACUGAGGGAAGCUCUCAGGUGUCUGUUCCCGUGCCAAAGUAUCGGGCUGGUGUUGGCGGUUCAGGAGCUCAGGGUGGAGCCGUGGCCCCCAUGACUGGAACUAUAGAGAAGGUGCUGGUGAAGGCCGGAGAUAAGGUGACUGUGGGAGACCCACUGAUGGUCAUGAUAGCCAUGAAGAUGGAGCAUACAAUCCGGGCGCCAAAGUCAGGUGUGAUCAAGAAGGUUCUCUUCAGCGAGGGCUCUCAGGCCAACCGCCACGCUCCUCUGGUUGAGCUGGUGGAGGAGGAAGAGCAGGCGGAGGGAGGCAGCCAGUAAAUGCAUCAAAGCCACAGUUACACUAUAAGGUAGAAGAGGGCUAGCACGUGUAAGAGCUGGAGGGAAAGCUACUCAGUGUGAGCGAGUUUUGGCCUCCCGCAGGAUUUAAAUCAUCUGUUCGACAAAGAGUUUGGGUCAGUCUGAGACAGAUGUGGCAGCCGCGUGUUUGCUGGAUGUCUUCCUGCUAAAACUUCUAUUAUGUACAGCGGCUCUUUUUACUCAGCAAUUCUUGCCUACAUGUCAGCAUUUCUCAAAGUUUCGGAGGGCAUGAAACCACCGCAGUGGGGGUGUGGAUGACCAUCGGGGAAAUAUACAGUCUGCAGUGCAGCAAGUGUGAUUUACGCAGAGAGAACAAACAAGUGUUUUAUUCCACUAGAAGCUGAUCUGGAUUCGUCUUGAUCGGCAGAUCCAUAUUCUCUUUCUGCUGUCAGUGAAUAAUCUCUCCUUUCAGUUUUGGUCGGCAUCAGGCUUGUCGGAGGUGCAGUGAUGGUUAAACCUGGCGAAAUCCUGUCUUUGUGUUAGACUGAGUCCUGCCUUUAGUUUCUUUACUGUUUGUGUAUUUAAACAAUUUCUAGAUGAGAAAUGAGACUUUUUUUCUAUCAAGUACUGUCUGAAGGAUUCUUGAAGAAAGUAGGGUUACAACAGAAUAAUCAUCAGUAAUUCUAAAAAAUGUUGAUUUUCAAAAUGUAUCUGAUUAUUUACCACAAAAAUAUCUUUGCUGGGGAUUUCUAUUGAUCUUUAAUUGUAAUUAAGAUGAAAACUAAUGAAUGAGCAAGGAAAAAAGGCAGUUUGAACAUUAGACACAGGCUAGGGGGUUGAUUGCAACGCCACAGAGACCUGAAGGGAAUAACCUUCGAACAUCAGGCAGAUCAGGUGAGAUAUCCCUGUCUGUGUCUCCAUAUCACAAACAUGGAGACAGCGGCGGUGGCAGGUGAGUGCUGUUGAUCGUGUAACAUGUUUGCUCACAGGUUGUUCUUCCGUCUACGUCCACAGCUCUGUGGCAUUUUGGUCACGUUUAGGAAAGAAACGCCUUACUGUAGCAACAAGAGAGUGGGGAGCUUUUCUCUUGAAUUUCUGCUCUCGCAUUCUCGCCAUCGCAGCAGAUUAAACCCUCCUAACUUUGACAAGUUCAGCUCAUGUCAGGGCACAUUAACAGCUUUCUCAUUAAUGGCUUAAACUCCUCUGAGGAGGCUUGUUACAAGCGCCGACUUAUACAGUUGCUGCUGAGUCAUCAAACAUGUGUCGGUUCCCUGAAUUGGCACCAAAAGCUACCACUCCUCGAGCCAGAUUACUCUUUGAUCAGAGGCUCUUUGCUUCAGUCUGGGCUUUUCAGGGAGGGGUGAAAGAGCAUCGCUGUACAGGAAAG